This is a messenger RNA of Exophiala aquamarina CBS 119918, 1497 nucleotides long. RefSeq lists its product as uncharacterized. Gene Ontology annotation, biological process: transmembrane transport. Gene Ontology annotation, cellular component: membrane. The record is from RefSeq and is a predicted model, not a curated record. Gene Ontology annotation, molecular function: transmembrane transporter activity. The transcript has 4 exons. Bases 1 to 1497 code for a protein of 498 amino acids. Lineage: Eukaryota; Fungi; Ascomycota; Eurotiomycetes; Chaetothyriales; Herpotrichiellaceae.
AUGCUGGAGGGAAAGGAGGAACAGAAGACUCCUCACAUGGUUGACAUGGACAGUAAAGUUGAAUCACCAAGUGAAGAACCGGUAGCCACUGGAGAUCUCAUCUCCUACAAUGGAGUGGACCCUGCCUUGGCCGCAAAGAUGCAUAUUGUGAAUGAUGUAGGCUAUCCGUAUGCCGUCGAUUCCUUGCUGGCCUUUCUCAUGAGUAUUACCGCUGGACAGGUGACUCUCGAGUUCCAACCAUCCUAUGCCCGAGGCGGAACUAUUGCUCUCUAUGUUGGACUCCUCGUUGGUGCCUUAUUUUGGGGCGUGGGCGCAGAUAUCAUUGGGAGGAAGUGGGCGUUUAACCUGUCUCUCUUGAUUGCCGCUGUGUUUUCCAUCGUGGCAGGCGCAUCACCGAACUACAUUGCCUGGACAUCAUUUGUUGCGAUCACUGGUUUUGGUGCCGGCGGUAAUCUUGUACUGGAUACGACCGUUUUCUUGGAAUACCUUCCAGCGAAGAGCCAGUGGCUUGUGACUCUGAUGGCAGUCUGGUGGGGAAUAGGACAAACUGCAGCAGGUCUAUUAGCCUGGGCGUUUAUUCCGAACUUUAGCUGCACAUCGGCCGAUAAUUGCCCACGUUAUGAGAAUAUGGGCUGGCGCUAUCUUUGGUUCACCUCCGGCGCUCUCGUUUUUGCCAUGAGCAUUGCCCGAGUCACUGUCAUUCGCUUUCACGAGACUCCAAAAUAUCUUCUUUGCAACGGUGAGGAUGACAAAGUCGUGAGCCUCCUCCAAGACCUCGCCUACAAGCAUGGACGAACAUGUGAUCUCACCAUCGAAAAACUUGAGCGCCAUGGCAAGAUUGCGACCACCCAUUCACGGAACCACCUCUCUCUCAAUGAAAUUGCCAUCCAUUACAAGGGCCUUUUUGCCACCAAGAAACUGGGCGUCUCCACGACUUUGGUCUGGCUGUCGUGGACCAUGAUCGGUUUAGCAUAUCCACUAUACUACAUCUUUUUACCAGAAUAUCUCAGUAGCAGGGGCGCGCAAUUUGGGCAGACAUCGGCCUAUAUAACUUGGAGGGAUUAUGUUCUGACUCAAUUUAGUGCCAUUUUCGGUCCCCUCGUGGCUGCCUAUCUUUGCAGAAUGCCUCGGAUUGGGAGAAAGUACACCAUGGUCAUUGGAGCUCUCUUAACAAUGAUCUUCUUCUUCGCAUACACGUCGGUCCGCAAUGAUGCUCAGAAUGUAGGCUUUAGCUGUGCGGUUUCAUUCGCAAUCAACAUCUACUACGGAACACUGUAUGCCUACAGCCCUGAGGUACUGCCUUCUGGUCACAGAGCAACCGGCAAUGGUACCGCGGUUGCACUCAAUCGUGUUAUGGGGAUCAUGUCAGCUAUUGUGGCAACCUAUGCCGACACGUCCACCCCAGUACCGGUUUAUAUUUGCGCAGCUCUGUUUAUCGUUAUGGCCAUCAUAUCAGCACUCUUUCCAUUCGAGCCACAGAACGCGCAGAGUAUAUAG